This is a messenger RNA of Tigriopus californicus, 799 nucleotides long. RefSeq lists its product as uncharacterized. Lineage: Eukaryota; Metazoa; Arthropoda; Copepoda; Harpacticoida; Harpacticidae. The record is from RefSeq and is a predicted model, not a curated record. The coding region runs from base 54 to 566 and encodes 170 amino acids. The transcript is spliced from 3 exons.
GGCGCCGGUCGGUUGUCUACUUUUCUUCGUUUUCUUUUGCUCUCGUCCUAUAAAUGGAUUUUAAAGGGCUGGGGAGCCGUUCAUUCGAUAUGAGCAUGAAGCCCACGACGGAGAUCGGUUUGGUUUGUUUCCAAGUGGUGUUUCUGUUACCCGCACUUAGUUGGGCAUGGGCUUCACCCGUGCGAUAUCAACCGCCCUUCAAUGCUGCUGCCAUCAAGGAGUCGUUUCCCAUGGAUUUUCACGGGCAGGACAGCUCGCUCAUUGACCUCCUCAACCGGUUGAUUGCCCAAGCCAAAAUGGAGCAGGUGGCCAGGAUCCCUGAUACCGAUAUCAUCCCCAUGGUAUCUGGCCCAGAUAUGGAUGAAGCCGUUUCUGGCAUCACUGAGCUCGAGGACUUUCUUCGCCACAGACGAACCCCUGAAUCCUCGUCGCCCUUAGGAAGUGCCACAAUGGGUGAAACCCGGUUCCACUAUCCUAGCUUUCAAAAGAAGAAGCAGAACUUGCGGAGAAUGAAGGAGCUUCAGAAACUUCAUUUUCAACGAAUGAGACGACAAUUUGACGCUUAAACUCGAAUGGUUGUUGUUGGACCCUCGUUUGAUUAAAGCAUGAUGCCUCUGAAGUAGUUUGGCGGGAAAAGGCACAUCGUCUGAAGUUAAAGCCUUGGCAAUAUCAGUUCCGAAUAUUGUUCAGUAUUAUAACGAUUUGAGUUAAUCUUUUUUGCAUUAAAAUCUAGACCAAAUGCACCCAUGACAUGUAAAUAUCUUGGUAUUUAUUACAACAAAUAAACUUUGGAGGAGGU